Messenger RNA from Gavialis gangeticus (Gharial), 3332 nucleotides. It is a transcript of the gene LIME1, whose product is annotated as Lck interacting transmembrane adaptor 1. The transcript is spliced from 4 exons. Gene Ontology annotation, biological process: T cell receptor signaling pathway; B cell receptor signaling pathway. The coding region runs from base 425 to 1651 and encodes 408 amino acids. Lineage: Eukaryota; Metazoa; Chordata; Crocodylia; Gavialidae. The record is from RefSeq and is a predicted model, not a curated record.
UGGGCACUUGGCUGGGGCUGCGUGAGUGCCCGUGCAGCUCAGAGCCUCUGCCUGCAGCCCAGCACGACAGGCCACAUGAGGGAGCCCCCAUGCCUGGUUCCCAAGGAGCUCUAGGGACGUGAUUCUCAGCCAGGGUGCUGCAGCGCUGUUGGCCAUGCAAACAUGGUUCACAAGAUAAACCCAGAGGUUUCCCACUGGAAUCUGCAGCGUUAAACCUCGGCUGACCUGCAGCGGUCUUCCUGACUUCUUUGCAACAGACUAAUUGCUCCACUAUUGUUCUGCAGUCAAAAAUGGAGUGAAAACUCGGUGCUGACAUUUUCUGAGGGGGCCCUUGAGUCUCUCCCAGAGUGCCUCGAGUUUAUCGAGGGGUGCCUUGAGCCGAAAAUGGUUGAGAUGAGAACCACUGCUCUAGGGCAUCCAGGCCAUGGCAUGCUCCAGGGACGCAAAUCAUGCCCUCCGCCGUUCCUCCCCAAGGCCCAUCACAUCAGAUCUGUUCCCCAGGCAGGAACAGAGCCCAAUGCACUGCCCUAGCUAUGAGCAGAGCCAAGUCACGUGCCAGUGUUGCUCACACCAGCUGCGUAUUGUGUGCCCCCCUGCCCCUCUCCACCUUGACCCCACUUCUCAUUGCAGGAAAGGCAAGAAGAAGAAGGUCCUGCCAGAUGGGGUAAAGCUGAUAAAUGAGUCUCUGCUGAGGCAGACACAGCUCCGGUCACUCAGUAAAUCGGACACCAAACUGCACGAGCUCAACAGGGUGAAGCUGCAGAAAGACAGCCACAGGCCUGUCAGCAUGGAUUUCCUCUGCACGUCUGGGGCUUCAGGUGAGGGAGAGAGCUCCAUGAACAGCUCAAGCAUCAGCAUCAGCGUCCUGCUGCGCAGAGAGCUGCCCCGAAUCCCCCUGCCCCCCUCUUCUGCUGAGACCCCGAGCCCUGACCAGACCUACUCCAACUUGGUCUUCUCUGCUGCGCGGAGGCCAGCCCCGGAGACGCUGUAUGAGCCUGUGGUGGCAAAGCAGGGAGCACCGCAGCUGGUGCCCAACUUGGCAUCCUCCACCGAGGCCGCCUCUUUGGGCAGUGAGGGCAGAGUGGUGACAGCUGAUUAUGCCUGCGUCCGCAAAGUGAAGAAACCCCAGCCAGAGCCAUGCGAGGUGACGCCGGGCGAGUCCUCCCAGAAGCCUUCGGACGGGCUCCCAGGCUGGGGAGGAGCUGCCUGCAGCCCCCCGACAGCAAAGGUGGAGGAAAUGUACUCAACGGUGUGCAAGGCUGGCAAGAAGAAAGCCCAGGACUCCCCGUCUGCAGGAAGGGCUGCUGCGGACGUGGGUCCCGGAGACCACAGCUGGCCAGCGGCAUGCCAGGAAGAGGGCGUCAGGGCAGGGUACCCAUCCACCCUGGCUUGCCCCUUGCUCAUCGAGCCCUGCUACGAGUCUGUCGAUGAGCGCCCCUGGGCCAAGCGUGGGAGCAGCUCAGCCCCGGAUCCAGACUAUGCAGAGGUUGAUGCCAAGUGGAAGAAGUCGGAGAGAAAGAGCAGGUCUCCCAGGAGCUGCCCCAGCGAGAACUUCUAUGAAAGUGUCAGUGACCUGUGGGAGGGGGAGGCGAGGAGAACAACUACCACAAAGGUCCACAAUGGGUUGGAGGUCUUCAUCACGGACUUAUAGCCCCUCUCACACAGCUGCCCCCUUCCUGGCAGCCCCAGGGCAGCCCCUCUGCACUGCCAUAGAGACCUCCAGCUGCCCUGCAGUUCAGCCAUCCAGCAAGGUACCACAGGGAAGUCCAGCCUUGUUCUGCAAGCUGUAAUCCCUUUGGUGCUUUAGGGCAUGCACCCAUCUCUGACUUUCCUGGAGAGAGACUAUCCCAUGACUGCUCUCAGCUUCCUCUGAAGCAGCUGGUGCUGGCCCCUUCUGGGGGCAGGAGACUGGUCUGGAUGGGAGUGUUUGGGUUGAUGCUUCUUGGGGUUUGUGUCCAUUUUAGAGGGACGUGGACCCCCAGCUCAGGCACCUGCCCUGCCUGUGACUUGAAGCAGGGUCUGGAGAAGAAGAGUGUAGAAACCUAGUCUAGGAAAGGGGCAGCUGAGUUCCUAAGGACGCUUCCUUCUACAUUGUACUCCACCCUUGUAAGCUUAUUGUUCUGUCUGUUAUAGCCGGCAGGCUCACACUGCCAUAACUGAGAUACCCAGAAGCAGAGCAGUCUGGAUUACCUGAGAACGUGCGUUCACGUGAUACAGGCGUCUGUCUGUUUCUUGUGAGACGUGACGGCCCCCUGUCCAGGCCACCCACCUCUGAUUAUGGGCUGCCCAGAGAGAUCACAAUUUGUGGUGCUAAUUGCACGGUGAAGCCAAGGUUUGCCGGGUCUCUGUGUCACACUGGAGAGUGCAGGGGAUAGCCAGAGCCAAAAGGGGUGCAGUGCACAGAGAUUGUCACACUAGGGCAGGGGACCUCCCGAGGGAGGUGGGGCCAGCUCACUGCAGGUCCCAGGGCAUGGGGGAAGGCAUUGCAAGGGAAUUCACUUGGCUACAGCCUCCUGCAGACUUCUGUCCCUCUGGGAGCUCACCCUGAGUUUCCUGAGUGAUAAAGCCCUGCACGGGGACACAGGGGCCAGAGCUGAUUUCUAGCUUGACCAUUGAGUGAUUAAGGAAACAUCACAGUUCAGUGCUUUCUCGUGCAAAACGGGAAGGAUGUUCCUGGCCUCCAGUGCCAGGCACCUUGAGCAAGGCAAGAGACCUCCUAGGUCAUCAAGUUGGUCCCUUGCAGGCAACAACGUCUUCUAAGCCUGUUUGCAAGCUCCGGACGGCUGGGGCGGGGGAUGGUUGCAAGAGAUGCAGGAAGCCCUCAGCCCUUGGCAGAUUUCCUAUCUGAGAAGCGCCACCGUCAUAUUGUUCAAGCCUGAGAGAUUUUUUUUAUACAGGAGAAAGUUCCUUGUAAACUUUCCCCUAACAUGCUGACCUGUGUCCUCUUUUACUUACCCCUUGACUUUGUAACACCGGCAGCUGCCUAUGGGGAUGCUGCAGGUCCAAUAAACAUGACAGCGGGAUCUGAAAUGUGGUAGCCUGUUUGUGUUCCCAAAGCCAUGCCGCUGCGGUGGCCUGGAGCCCUGAUGUGGGAUAGAUUUCCCCCUGAAGCAAGCCCUGAAUGCAGAGCGGAGCCGGAGGAACCAGGCCACGCGCUGCGAGGGGAUCUGUGCCGUCUCCCAAAGCCUUGGGGCUGUUGUUUUCUCCGUCUGCGGGGAGGAACGAUGACAGGAUCUACCCGUUUCUGGUUCCACCGGUCUGAUCAUCUCCCGCCUUCCCCUGCGUUCGCUGGCUGUCAGAGUCCCUUGGUGUGCUGUGAGCUGCUGCCAGAG